AUGGCGAGUGCAGCUAGGUAUUUCAGAAUGGCUUCUCCAGGAGAAGCUGCUGAGGCAGUGAAGGUGGCCAUUGAUGCGGGGUACCGGCACUUUGACUGCGCUUACUUAUACCACAACGAGAAUGAGAUAGGAGCAGGAAUUCGACACAAGAUCAAGGAGGGUGUCGUGAGACGAGAGGACCUGUUUGUUGUCAGUAAGCUGUGGUGCACCUAUCAUGAGCCGUCCUUGGUGAAAAUGGCAUGCAAAAAGAGUCUGAAGGCCUUGAAGCUGGAUUACUUGGAUCUGUACCUGAUGCACUGGCCAAUGGGCUUCCAGCCUGGAGAAGAAGAUGUCCCUUUGGAUCUCAGCGGUGUAGUUAUACCUAGUGAUACAAGCUUCUUGGAAACAUGGGAGGCCAUGGAAGACUUGGUGAUUAAAGGACUCGUGAAGGACAUUGGUGUGUCAAACUUCAAUCAUGAACAGCUUGAGAGACUUUUGAAUAAGCCUGAUUUGAAGUUCAAGCCAAUAACUAACCAGAUUGAGUGCCAUCCAUAUCUUACUCAGAAGAAUUUGAUUCGCUUUUGCAAAGCCAAAGAUGUGUCUGUGACUGCUUACCGUCCUCUUGGUGGCUCGAGGGAGGGAACGGACUUGCUGAAUAACCCCACGAUUCGGAGAAUUGCAAAUCACUAUAACAAGUCAUGUGCUCAGAUUCUGAUCAGGUUUCAGAUCCAGAGGAAUUUGAUAGUGAUUCCCAAGUCUACCAACCCAAAGCGGAUUCAAGAAAACAUCCAGGUGUUCAAUUUUGAAUUAACAGAGAAUCACAUGGAUGAAAUCAUGAGUCUUAACAGGAACCUUCGAUUGGCCACAUUCCCCACAACUGAAAGCCACAAAGACUAUCCUUUCCACAUAGAUUUCUGAGAGAGCAUCUCUUCUGGCUGCUGCUCUGCUCACACAAAUCGGAAGGUUGGCACCAUUGAGCCACCUCUGCAAGGCUCUGCAGUUGCCAUAGACCAGCGUUAGCCAGGGAUGGGACAACAGAGUGAGUGUCAGGGGAUGCUUGCCUGGAGCAGAGCCUGCUUCUCCGAGAAAUUCAAAGAACUAAGUGUCAUCUAAGUAACGGAAAGAGUGUAGUUCCCUGAGGACUUGGGAACUGUCCAGGGAAUCCCCACAGUUCUGAAGGAUCAUGUAAUGCCAGUUAGUCCAUGUGGCUUCUAAGCUCUAAAAAAAGACAUCCUGCUUCCUAGAUGGAGAGGUAGCAGCACACCCUCUAUGUGAUCUUAAAGCAAAAUCCUUACCUGUAUGGAAAGGAAACUGGUAAAUCUAGAGCUCCAUCUUCGUCAAAACAGAGAUUUUUUUUCUUAUUUUAAAAUCUAAAUUUUAAUUUUUAAUACUAUUUUUAAAUAAGGUCUUCUGGUAAGUCAAAUUAUUCCUGUGGAAACCCCAAAUCAGAGAGGAAAUAUGGCUCCUGCCCCCCAUACCCCCUGGUGUAGCCUAUCCUCCGGCAGGAAGCGGCCUCCCAGGUGAGCCGAGUGUGAGGCACUGAGUGCUGCCUUGCUCAUCCCUCAGAGUAUCUGGCCUCGUUCUACACUCAGUUCCAUACCAACUCUCUGGGGACCCUAGGGGAUAGAACUUCUGUCACUGACCUCAGGCUCCUAGCCAGGGAAGUUAAGAAGAAAGAAUGUCCAUUGUCUGCCCCACAGUGCUCCUUAUGGCCUCUCCCCCUUCACGUGUCUCCACUUCCAUCUUAGUAUGAGCCUGUCAGCAUUUCUGGUGCAAGACUCAGGGUAGGCAGGGUGUGAUGUCCCAGCGGCUAUAGGAGCUGGAUAGGGAUGGCUUCCCUCCAUGUCUGUUUCCAUUCCCAUCUUAUCCCUAUUGGGCCAACUGAGUUAGGAGAGUAGGUUCUGUAGUCAGAAAUGGUGACUUUCAAGCUCUAUGAUACUGAGCAAAUGAGUUUGCUUUCCAGAGCCUCAGUUUCUGCAUCUGUUCAAUAAGAGCAGGCUAUUGCUCAUAUAGAUUGUCUCCUAGAGGUAGGAAUAUCCUGGCUCUGGGCCCCAAGAGAGGGUUUUGCUACAAAAAGACAUCUAUUACUAAUACAACAGCCUCAUGUGAGAAUAAUCAUGGCAGAGGUAGAAUUUGGGGUCAGUUCUGUAUGGAUUGACCAAAUCUCCAAGGAAAAGUUUAAUAAAAAGGCUAUCUUUAAAGACCCUGGGGAGUGGAGGGAUAUUUGGGAGUCUCCUACCACCUGCAUAUUCUCAGGCAGUGUCUAACUACUCCUUCCCUGCUCCACAUCCAUGCACUUUAAAAAUUUUUCCAGGUCCAUGAAAAUUUUGACCAAGGCAUAAGAGUAGUUAUGAAGACAGAUAGAACCAUUUUAUUACCCUAAGCAAUAAUCAGCCAGGCAAACUUAAAAUAUAACUGUUAGGUGUUUAGGAUGCCAUGCAACUGGGCAAAACCCAUUCAUUGGAAGUUUUUUUUUUUUUUCUUUUUCCUUUUCCGAUCUUAGCUGAAAUGCCAAGAGAAAAACUUUUAAGUGGAUUUGUGUUUCAAUUUGUAUUUAUUUUAAUAGAAGAAAAAAGGAAAGAAAAUAUAAAACAGAGAAAAAAGAGAGAGGUAUUAUUGGAGUCAAUUCUUAACCUGCUCACUGCUUGAAAGCCAAUAUUUAGGAGAGGAGAAUUGGUGCAGAGGAAAUCAGGUUUCAUCAAGGGCAGCACCUGCCCCCAAAAGACCAUUUUAGAGAACCUAGGUAUGUCCCAGGGCUUUUAUAGGGUAGGAAAGGAGGUGCAGCAGUGGGACAACAGGCAGGAAGGCUGUUGGAUGGGGUCUUCAUCACCGUGGUGUGUCUUUCCUUCUCUCUCUUUUUUUUUUUCUUUUAUUCUUUCUGGCUAGGACACCACAAUUGACCUUGACCACCUUAGGCUAGUUUGUUCAGUUAUUUACACAAAUAUGUUACUUUUCUGCAAGUUAAACAUCUCAACAGUUUAUGGAUUGUGUGCUAGUUGAUGCUCAGGAUUGCAGCAUAAGAAAGGGUGUUCUACAUUCUGAUGUUAUCCAAAAGUGCACCCCAUGUUCUGGGGUCUGUAAAUCUGAAGAAAGAUUAUUUAGCCAGUAACAUCUAGAUCAUUUAGGUGCAGCUUUUCUUUAGAAUUUAGGAUGUCAGAUAAAGGGAGAAUGUUGUGGUUUAGAUCUGGAGUGUCCCCAAAAGCUCAUGUGUUAGGCAUUGUAGCAUGUUCAGAGGGCAAAUGACUGGAUCUCUCUAGUGGAUUAUAAUUUGACUCCACCUACUGGGAGGUGGUGAAUACUACUGGCUGGGGCAGUGUGGCCUUGGGGUUUAUAUCUUCCCCUGGGUGCUUCCUGUCUCUCCACCCAUCCCAGCUGCCUUGAGCUGAGCAGAUUUCCCCACCACACCCUCUGCCUCAUGUCUGCCUUGCAGCCAGCACACCAUGGACUGAAAUCUCUAAAACCGAAGCCAAAAUAAAUCUUCCCUUCUCUAA
Marmota flaviventris (yellow-bellied marmot) is the source of this 3470-nucleotide messenger RNA. The record is from RefSeq and is a predicted model, not a curated record. NCBI's taxonomy places the organism in Eukaryota, Metazoa, Chordata, Mammalia, Rodentia, Sciuridae.